AUGGCUACUCUAGCAAAUGUCACACUCAAGAACCUCAAUAACCAAUACGGCAUGGUAAUUCCCCCCAUAAGUCUACCUCUAUUUCGAACGCUGCUGCUUGGCAGGCCUAGCGGCGGCUUGUAUUCGAUGAGGAAGUGCGUCAGGCCCGUUGGGCUGUCUGUCCAUGUCUUCACGGCUACUGUCAUCGAGAUCCAGCCCAGCAGUUUACAGAGGAGCCAGGGGACUCUGUGGAGGUUAAGCAUAGUCUCGGAAUUGUCACAGAGGCUGCAGCGGGUGUUCAACGUCGAGGGCGACAAGUUCGCGGUCCCACCGUAUGGGAAACCAUGCGUGCGGAUGCGUCUGGUGACCGCCAAGGAAUUCAACGAGAUCGAUGACUCCUUAGCUAGAAGAUUUGAGAAGGAGACAAAAAUUCAUAUGAUGACGGAAAAUAUAGACCUUAAUAAGAUGACGAAUCCAGAAUUUGGGUUUGAGAUUGGGGGAACAAGGUUCCAUACUAGGCAUUUCGUGGUGGAGAGAGGAGAAGAGAUCGAGAAACUGACACUGGUAUAUGAUUAUAUUGGGCCUCAGCCUACCCCAAAGACCUAA
Messenger RNA from Talaromyces proteolyticus, 585 nucleotides. RefSeq lists its product as uncharacterized. The transcript has 2 exons. The coding region runs from base 1 to 585 and encodes 194 amino acids. Lineage: Eukaryota; Fungi; Ascomycota; Eurotiomycetes; Eurotiales; Trichocomaceae. The record is from RefSeq and is a predicted model, not a curated record.